AUGCAACGUGUAUGUUUUUGUAAAACAGUAUCUCUAUUUAAUCACAUAUUACAACCGAGUCAAGCAUUAGCUAUAUUUUAUCAAUCAUUAAUAUUUUCAUUAAAAAAUUUAGAACUUAUUAAAUGGAUUAGUUUUAAUAUUGAUAUUCCAAUUGGUUUACAAUUAUUAAUGAUUGAUAUUAAUGGUAAUGUUACUAUUGAUAAUGAUUUACUUUAUAAACAUCUAUCGAAUAUAAAACGUGAUGUCGAACAACGAACGGAUACAUCAGUGAUAUUAAAAUGGAUUAGUCGUAUAGUUCUUCGUUUAACAACUGAUCAUUCAUUAUCUUCCAAAUUCGAACGUUCAUAUGAAUUUGAAAAUUUCUAUAAUUUUCUCAAACAAUUUCAUACUAACUCUACUGAUGAUCACUCAACUUUAUUAAAUAAUGAUAAAAGAAUUAUUAAUGAUGAUCUAGAUGAAGAAGAUAUUAGUCGACGUGCUAUCCAUUGUGCAUUAAUAAACUGUAUCGAUUAUGCAAUGACAAAUUCAUCGAAUACUCUACAUUCAAAACCGAAUAAUAUAGAAAUGCAAGAUUUUGAAAGCAAUUCUAUUGCAUUGUACAAUCAACAAAUACUUCAAAUACUUUGUAGUGAUACUUUAGAAUUAGAAAUUGAACUUGCCCGUGAUUCUCAUCAAUCAUCAUUUGAAAUCUUACCUCAAUCAUCAAUACAUGAUCAUACACUAACGAGUUACUAUUCAACUUGGGCAGCAUUAUGGAGAGAUGUAACAGUUGAAUAUUUACAAUUUAAUAGUAAUAAAUGUUUAAAAAAAGUCAUGAUAGAUACUUUUAAACAUGAUAAUCAUUCAUGGUCUAUAAGAGAAAACGAUCGAAUACUUAAUGAAAUAACGGAACAACAACGAAAUUUAAAAAAACCAAUUAUAAAGUCAUAUAAAAUUAAUGAGAAUAAUUUUUGUUUACAUGAUCGUUUAAUGUUUGAAAUAAAACAAAGUAAACAAUUAAAACCAAGUAAAAAAUCUUUAACGAUUGAUUCGAAUCGAAAACGAAUACAUCCUAUUCAAAAAUUAAUAGAAAGUGAUUCAAGUUCAGAUGAUGAUGCACAUCGAGAUGAAUAUGGACGGAAACGAGUUAUUGUCGUCGAUUGUCUACUUGAAUCAUCACCUGAAGAUAAUACGACAAAUAAAUUAACUGUAAAAAAACUUCUAAGUGAACAUAAUUUAUCGAUCAAUACUUUAACAAAUAAAAAAACAUCAAGUGAGAAAAUAAAUCAUUCAACCAUAGAAAAUCUUGAAAUUGAAUAUAUAUCUAUGGAACAGCUUAUCCGGCUUAUGAAAGAUAGUUCAGAUACAUUAUCAUUAACUUAUGAUGAAUUUUGUCAUAUAAGAAAUGUUAUAACACGAUCAGAAUUGGAAACUUUAUUAUUUGAUGAAAAACUUUAUAUUGAAGUUGCUCAGGGCAAAUUAUGUUUUACAUGUCGAAAAGUUUAUUUUAAUAUAUUAACAUUUACAUUUGGUAUACAAUGUAGUGUAUGUAAACAAAAAAUUUGUCGAAAUUGUGUUAAACAAAUUACUUUACCAAAAGAAAGAUUAAAUGAUUUACCAAUUCAAGCUAUAACUCCAUUAACAUUAUCGAAAUCUUUAUCGAAGUCAGACAGAUUGCAUUCACUUGAUACACAGUCACCUCAGACACCGACUAUGAAUGAUAUAAUAAGUGAUUUAAAGUAUGAUGAUACUGGUUCACGUCGUUGUUCUACACCAGGUGGAAUGAGUAGUAAUCAAAUCGGUUCUAGUCCAUGGCGUACAGAACCUAUUGAUAUUUGUACAGACUGUUUUUUUCUUUUACAACAAAUACGAAAGAAAUCUCGUCAACAUCAUGUAUCACCUGCAGUUACAUCAAAUUUAGUUUCAUCAACAUCAUCAUCAUCGUCAUUUAAUCGUAUGCAACAUUCAACAUCUAAUUAUAAUCUAUCAUCAUCAUCAUCUGCAUCCUCAAUAGCUGCUUUAUUAGCAGCACAACACCAGCAACGUUCAUUAAUGGUUAAAACAAUUUCAGUUCAUUCAAAUUUAAAACAAGCAAAAUCAUCACAAGAAUUAUCAGCAAAUAAUGAUUCAUUACAAACACUAACUACAACGAAUGAUAAGAUUGAAAAAGUUAGUUUAUCACGACGUAAUCUUUUUCUUCAACUUCAACCAGCAUAUGAUGUCAAAUUGAAUAAUAAUAAUAUAAAAACAGGAUAA
Molecule: messenger RNA, 2235 nt
Organism: Adineta steineri
Lineage: Eukaryota; Metazoa; Rotifera; Eurotatoria; Adinetida; Adinetidae
Source: the annotation of a GenBank genome assembly